Racocetra persica is the source of this 144-nucleotide messenger RNA. NCBI's taxonomy places the organism in Eukaryota, Fungi, Glomeromycota, Glomeromycetes, Diversisporales, Gigasporaceae. The record is from the annotation of a GenBank genome assembly.
AGUGAGGGCACUAAUGUGCCUAAACCGACCAUGAACGAACAAAGUGAAGUGAAUUAUCGGAGAAAAGAAAUUUUUUAUCCAGUUUAUAGAAAUUAUAAAUAUGGAUUCCCAGGAAGCAGUGCUUUGAGUUCUCAACUCAUCUGA